Molecule: messenger RNA, 1860 nt
Organism: Vollenhovia emeryi
Lineage: Eukaryota; Metazoa; Arthropoda; Insecta; Hymenoptera; Formicidae
Exons: 1
Coding region: 1-1860 (619 amino acids)
Molecular function (GO): 3'-5' exonuclease activity; nucleic acid binding
Source: RefSeq, a predicted model, not a curated record
AUGGGACAAGAUCCGAGAAACCAUGACUGCCGAAGAAAUUUCUGGGGGUCAGCUAAAGCUAUGGAGCCGCAUGUCGCCAAAAAUCUGGUGAAUUCGAGCGAAGUUUUAAAAUCGCAGAAUCUUCAGGUUGGCGUAUUAAUUGGAGACGACGACAGUUCGACGAUAGCAGCUUGCCGUUCGACUAGCUCUCAUCCCAUCGUAAAAUUUUCCGAUAAAAACCAUGCAUCGGGAGGUGUUACGAAAGAAUUAUACAAAAUUGCAAAUAAUCGCAAACACCGGGAAUUGACUAAAGAUGGAAUCAUGUACCUGCAUCGUUGUUUCACGUAUGCUAUGUCUACGAAUAAAGGCGACAGUGAAGGUAUGGCUAAAACUAUCCGAUGCAUACCAUACCAUGCCUUCAAUGACCAUAAUCAAUGUGGUGACUGGUGUGGAUACCUGAGUGAUCCUGAAAACUAUGACCAUAGUAUGAUUCCAGGAGGUUUUCAUGACCAGGAACUAUUCAAGCACCUCAAAGAUUUGUUUGAUCGCUUAGCGUCAAACUCUCAAAAGUUUUCUCCAGGAGCUUCAAGCAAUGCGAAUGAAAGCUUGCAUGCCAGCAUGGCGAGCGUCGCUCCAAAAUCAAGAUGCUACAGCUUGACUGCUUCAUCCGAUUAUCGUUUUGCAUUGACUGUUGGCCAUAAGAAUGAAGGCCCGCAAUUCAUGCAAAAUGUUUUGAAGAGUGCAGGUUUGUCGCCUGGAAAACACUUUUCAAAACACAUAGCGAAAACGCAGCGUGUACUCCAACGUAGGCGGAUUCUAACAAAAGCUCCAGAGUAUAAGAAGAGACGCUUAGCUCUAAAGAAGUUGAGAACGGCUCUCAGACAUCGAAAAGAGAACGUUGAAGGAAUCACGUACCAAAGUAAUUGUACUCUGCUCGAUAAGCCUGAAGAGGAUCGCAACAAUAAGACGGUUCAACACACAAGCUCUGACGAAGAAAAUAACGACGAAUCAAAUCCGCUGAUAGUUCUACUGGAUCUGGAAACAUCGGGCCUCAACCGAGAUUGUGAUAUUUUGCAGAUAGCUGCUAAAUGUGGCAGAGCGUCGUUUUCCACGUAUAUAAAUCCAAAAAAGCAAAUAUCUGCUGCAGUUACAGAGGCCAAUGGUCUCACGAAUUUCCAAGGAGUUCUCUUAUAUCAUGGAUUAGCAGUCAAAUCUGUAACUCUUAGGCUAGCCAUGAGUGAGCUGCACCUAUGGUUGUCCGCGAGAAGUACACCUCCUUAUAUCGCCACGCAUAAUCUAAGCUUUGAUGGUUCGAGAUUCCACGACGCUAUAGUCUCUUGCAAUUUGCAAGAGGAGUUUCAGCAAGUCGUCCGUGGCUUUAUCGAUACAUUAACAGUUAUUCGAAAGGUCACUGAACGAAAGAAGAAGGGCGAAUGUAGCAUCUCAGGGUUAGCAAACUGGCUCAACAUUCCUACCGAGGGUGCACAUAAUGCUGAGAAUGAUGUAAGAAUCUUACAAAAAAUUCUUCGAUCAGCAAAAAUAACCCACCAAAAUCUUAUUGACAGUGCUAAAACGUGGGAUGAACAGACAGGUAUAUGGAUCAGAGACAGGGACGCGAACCGUUUUUUGAGUAAUCUAGCCCCUCUGAAAGGUAUUGUCGGUGACACAAUUCGCAAAAAGUUAGCUUAUGCUUCAAUAACAAUCGAUUCUCUGCAACAAAUAUUUCACGACUCUGGCAUUCCAGGCAUCGUACAAAUUCUUACUGAGAAGAUUAAUGGUAAACCUAGAGUUACGAGUCACAAGCCCUCAGUUGAAAAAAUAACUAAAUGGGUUGAACAGAAUUUGAAUCUCAACUCUCGAGAAACUCCCUCCUCUGCAUGA